This is a messenger RNA of Anguilla rostrata (American eel), 2634 nucleotides long. RefSeq names its product gap junction protein beta 3 (gene gjb3). Lineage: Eukaryota; Metazoa; Chordata; Actinopteri; Anguilliformes; Anguillidae. Gene Ontology annotation, cellular component: connexin complex. Gene Ontology annotation, molecular function: gap junction channel activity. Bases 263 to 1081 code for a protein of 272 amino acids. The transcript is spliced from 3 exons. The record is from RefSeq and is a predicted model, not a curated record. Gene Ontology annotation, biological process: cell-cell signaling.
UUUUUGUAACUCAGGACAUCAGCGUUGGCAGUGACGAAUCCUGAGUGUUGAGGUAUUUGGCAAAAAUACCGACGGGCGAUAGAAGCACGCGAAACAAACGAAUAAGCCUCGUAUUUUAAUACGCAGAAAUGGACUGAGAGAACGCACACACUUUCAGCUUACUGAAUAACACUUAUGAAAAACUAGAGGAAUCCAGAGAAAGGAGGGUUUCAGAAGGAACAGUUUUUGGAGAAGGAGGAGGAGAGUACCUGAAGCUGCCAAGAUGGACUGGAAGAUGUUCCAAGCGCUCCUUAGCGGGGUGAACAAGUACUCGACGGCGUUCGGGCGGAUCUGGCUGUCGGUGGUGUUCGUGUUCCGGGUGCUGGUGUACGUCGUCGCGGCAGAGCGCGUCUGGGGGGACGAGCAGAAGGACUUUGACUGCAACACCAAGCAGCCGGGCUGCCCCAACGUGUGCUACGACCACUUCUUCCCCAUCUCCCACAUCCGCCUGUGGGCGCUGCAGCUCAUCUUCGUCACCUGCCCCUCGCUCAUGGUGGUGAUGCACGUGGCGUACCGUGACGACCGGGAGCGCAAGCACCGGGCCAAGUUCGGCGAGGACAGCAAGCUCUACGACAACACGGGCAGGAAGCACGGCGGCCUGUGGUGGACCUACCUGCUGAGCCUCUUCUUCAAGACGGGCAUCGAGAUCGUCUUCCUCUACCUGCUGCACAUGAUCUACGACAGCUUCUACCUUCCCCGGGUGGUCAAGUGCGAAGUCAAACCCUGCCCCAACCAGGUGGACUGCUACAUCGGCCACCCCACGGAGAAGAAGGUCUUCACCUACUUCAUGGUGGGCGCCUCGGCCCUGUGCAUCGUUCUGAGCGUGUGCGAGAUCAUCUACCUGAUCGCCAAGCGCAUCGCGCGCGUCGUCCGCAAGAUGAAGAGCCGCGACCGCCUGGUGGCGCUGCAGCACCAGAGGUACAAGGACGAGGACCGGGGAAGCUACCAGCAGCUGCCCAUGAAGCGCCUCGACCUCAAGCCCACCUUCAGGGUCAACGACGAGAUGCGGGCGUCCGCCCCCAACCUGUCCACUGCCGCCUGAGGGCCCCAGGGGGCCCCUCGACUUCUUCCAGACUCUUCCGGAACCUUCCACUGCCGCCUGUUUUUUUAAAUAAUAAUUAUUAUUAUUAUUUUUUUACGAUUUCAUUAUUUUAAAGGGUGAAGUUAAAAUGAGGCUGAAACAUUGACUCGUUCCCUUUGUCAGCGAAACGGGGUUGUGUGUAGGUGGCCGUCUUCCGAGGAGCCACAGCAGGUGCUCAAAGCUCAGAGAGGAUCGACCAAUCUCAGAGUCUCAGUUUCCUGGACCGCCUCCUGCCCAUGACCCACCUACACAUGGAACCCCCCCCCCCCCACCCACCCAAAAUGUGGGCCCCCAACCAGUCCUCCACUGCCUGAGAUUCUCUUUGACUUCUUCCAGAGACUUCUAGAACCUUCCACUGCCUCCUGUGUUUGAUCUGUAUUAUUUCAUUUUCUAAGAGAGGAAACGUGUACACACACACGUUGCACACACAAACAUACACACUCUGAUUCCUCACUGACGUCCUGAGUCUCUGGCGGUGAACGAGGUGGAGUGGGGUAGAGCAGGGCAGGGGGUUGCCAGUGCUCUCUAGUAAAACACUGUACCCGAAUAUGGAUACCAUGGUUACAGCAGAGAGCACAAACCCCCCACCCAAAAACAGCUCUCCGCACCUGACAGGUGCCGAGCAUUCAUGAAAGAGCAACAGAAAAGAGGAGUUUGGGGGGGGGGGUAGGUUGCAUGUCAGGUAUAUGUGUAUGCAAAACAUGUAUUUAAUCACUGGAUUAUAGCAGUCAUGUUUGAACCCUCUUCCUCUGGGCCCUGAUUCUGCUGAAGCAAAUAUCCUUUGAUGAUGAUGAUGAUGAUGAUGAUGAUGAUGAUAUUCUGAUUACAGUAUAGCUCCUGAGGGACUUUUUUUGUCCUGUUCAGCAGCUUUUUGGAUGCACUGAUUCACUGCCUACUCAGAGGGCCAAAUAAGUCGCUUGCAGGUUUUUUUUUUAAGGGGGGGGGGGGGGUUACCACAGAGUCAGUCUCCCAGACACGACAGCACAAUGUUUACAUAUCUUUAACACAUUAUAUAUUUGUCUGCCAGUUUGUAGGAACUUGCGAGUUUGUUUGGGGUUUGAUGUCCCUUUGUUUUGACAUGUUUGUACACAGGAGCUCGAUCGCCCCGAGUCUCCCCUCUGCAGCCGAGCGCUCCUCAGCCAGGAGAGCAGGAUGCUGAAGCACAAACACGUUUGUGUUCUUUAAACCGCUACAUACGUCAAAAUGAUCCACUCCUAGAGAGAGAGAGAGAGAGAGAGAGAGAGAGAGAGAGAGAGAGAGAGAGAGAGAGAGAGAGAGAGAGAGAGAGAGAGCAUUAAUCCCUUCACAAACUGUGUGAAAGCUAGGGGAGGGUUUAAAUGAAUGCUGUUCUAAACUGGACCGACUGGCUUCUGCAAGAGGACAAAGCCUCCAGUUGGAUUGAAAUCUCUCCACACCCUUCAGGAACAAACACGCUUUAAAGUGGCUUUAAAUAUGAAAUAUUCCUGCUUUUUUGUACAUUAUUUUGAUAAAUAAAUGACAUUGAGUCAGCCAUG